Molecule: messenger RNA, 1205 nt
Organism: Pangasianodon hypophthalmus (striped catfish)
Lineage: Eukaryota; Metazoa; Chordata; Actinopteri; Siluriformes; Pangasiidae
Gene: ap3s1
Product: adaptor related protein complex 3 subunit sigma 1
Exons: 6
Coding region: 146-727 (193 amino acids)
Biological process (GO): Golgi to vacuole transport; intracellular protein transport
Cellular component (GO): intracellular membrane-bounded organelle; membrane coat; AP-3 adaptor complex
Source: RefSeq, a predicted model, not a curated record
UUCGGUCAUGUGUACGCCUCCGCCGCGCUGCUGUACAGUGGAGUGGCUCUGUGCUAGAGUUUCACUCAGGUAACAUAACACCGGAGAGGACCGUUCCUGCGGACGUCGACUUGCCAGUUGAAUUCACUACUUGAUAAACAGUAACAUGAUAAAAGCCAUACUGAUAUUCAACAACCAUGGAAAACCCAGGCUUUCGAAAUUUUAUGAACAUUACAGUGAAGACACAGAGCAGCAGAUCAUCAGGGAAACAUUUCACCUGGUAUCAAAGCGGGAUGAGAACGUCUGCAAUUUUCUUGAGGGUGGAAUGUUGAUAGGUGGCUCAGACAACAAGCUGAUUUACAGACACUACGCCACGCUGUACUUUGUCUUCUGUGUAGACUCCUCGGAGAGCGAACUUGGCAUUCUAGACUUAAUCCAGGUGUUUGUGGAAACGCUGGACAAAUGUUUUGAGAAUGUCUGUGAGCUUGACCUCAUUUUCCAUGUCGAUAAGGUACACAACAUCUUGUCUGAGAUGGUGAUGGGUGGCAUGGUCCUAGAGACCAACAUGAACGAGAUCAUAACACAAGUGGAUUCCCAAAACAAACUUGAGAAGUCUGAGGCUGGCAUUGCAGGGGCUCCUGCACGUGCUGUUUCAGCAGUAAAGAACAUGAACCUGCCAGAAAUGCCCAAGAACAUCAACAUCGGAGACAUCAGCAUAAAAGUGCCAAACUUGCCAUCUUUUAAAUAGCAGCAGUGGACAGGAUGGGCAGACGUAUAUAUGCUAAAUGUUUACCAAACACAAAGUGAAUAUCUUGUUAAGAAGGUACUGUGUGAUUUCCUGUCGUGUUGCUUCUGGUCUUGGAAUGCCAUUUAUGUGUCUUUUUUUUUUUUUUUUUUAAACUCUAUGGAAAUGAAGUAUUUAUUUAUUACAUUCCAUUGGCCUUUCUGAAGGCUUGCUCCUACAAUUUGGCUGCUACAGUAUUUGAAGAUCAUGUCUUUAUAAUGCUUUGUACAUCAGACCUAAAAAAAAAAAAUACUCAAUUAUGGAAACAUCCAAAAGUGAUGCUGUAUAUGCUUUAAUUGUAUUACUGGUAUUAUACUGUAUGUAAUCAGAGUAUUUUAUAUAUAAUUUAUCUUUUCUUACUCAAGCAAUGCUUUUAUCUUGAUCAGUGCAUGUGAGUGUUUCUUCUUUUUUCACAACAAAAUAAAACAAAUGCAUCAUUUUA